UCUAUAAAUAACAUUGAAGCAAUUUGAAUCAGUCAAAUCUAAAUAGCUAAAAAUGCAACUCUUGUCUAGAUUCACUCAAAACGGACAGUAGCUGAGAUUCUAGAUACAUCGAACCUGGACGCUUCUACGAAAUUCAGCUUACCAAGACGGCAUUAGCCUAUAACCAUCAGCAGUUAAUUGCCCACAAACCAUUAAUGACUCAUUUGUGACAUGGCAGUCCGCCCGCCAUCGACCUCGCGCGAAUCACGUGCACGUACCUGGACGUCGUAUUGAAUUAUGAAACGGGACGAUCGGACGGCUUCAGUUCCGCUUUUGGCCAACGUGUUGCGAAAGUGCAAUUUUUGCAAAAACACCCUUUAGAAACUAAAACUUCAGUCCCGUGAAGUAAAUGGAGAAAAAUGUAUGAAUUAUGAAAUCAAGCCAGCACCUUGUUUUCUCAAUUUGACAUAAUAAACCCCCUCAGUUAUUAUAAAUGAAGAGCAAUUUUGUCGAGUUUUUUUAAAUCAGUAAAACAAAAGUUGAUAGGACUGCUAUUUUUUAUUAUUUAAAAUCAAAUUCUUAUUAUAAAAAUCAUUUUAUGGUAAAUAAAAAGAACGAGAUUCUAAAUUGCAAAUAAUUAAAAAUGAGGGAUAACUAUGUCUCAUGGUAUAACGAGGUUCAUUCUACAAAUUAAUAAUUCCAAAAGGAGGAAGAUGAAAAGUUUUUUAUUAUCAUUAAUGCACAUUUCACUAUAAAUUAUAUCUUGAGCCAGCAGGAUGGGAGGAAAUUAGGAAAAGAAAGGGAGAGCAAUCAGAAACUUUUAAGAUGGCGACAAGAUACAAGAGGGCUAUGGCGCCUCUGGACGACAAGGCUCGAGCGCGGCUGUGGGACGGUGGCGGAGCAACCGCGGUGAUCGCCGUUGGCAGUGAAGGGUCGACGGGGAAGUUGGAGGAGCUGGUGCACGCGUUCUACAACGAUGAGAUGUCCAUCAGAGGAGAGAAAAUUGAGGAGGAGGAGAGGCCGGCGGCGAAGUGGCGGCAAGCACUGGAGUUGGAGCUGAAGGAUGAUUUGGCAGAGCCGGCGGUGAAGUGGAUACGGGCAAAGGCGGAAGCAGCGGUCGGAACCGCCGGUUUGGAAUGCGAGGACGUCGUCAGGCGAAGGUUGGUUCGCCUGAUGCAGGAGAGGGGCUUGGAUGCAGGAAUUUGCAAGUCCCAGUGGCAUAACACCUCCGGCAUCUCUGCCUGCUCCCACGAAUACAUCGACGCGGUCGUCGGCGAGACACGUUACAUGGUUGAGAUCAACCUGGCCGGAGAAUUCAAGAUCGCAAGGCCAACAGAAGACUACACGGAACUUCUCCGUUCACUACCAAAGCUCUUCGUCGGGAGACCGUCGACACUUGAGGCAGUGAUCAGGUUGAUGUGCUCGGCUGCUCAAGAGUCCAUCAAGAAAGCCGGCAUGCACGUACCCCCGUGGCGGCGGACGAAAUACAUGCACGAGAAAUGGUUCGGUGAUUACCGGCGAUACACAGAUACGUUUUCUUCUUCGGAUUCCAUAGGCAGGACGGCUCCUACAGCUUACACGGCCAACCAACGCUGCAGAGGAGCCACAGGUAGCAGCAAACUAGUAAAUAGCAUUUUCCUAAGGGGAAUGUGAAAGGGGACGAUCAUUUAACGGUUAUAGGAAAGCUUGUGAUGUUUGCUAUUUUGCACAUAUAUAUA
This is a messenger RNA of Dendrobium catenatum, 1697 nucleotides long. RefSeq lists its product as uncharacterized. The transcript is spliced from 2 exons. Bases 805 to 1632 code for a protein of 275 amino acids. NCBI's taxonomy places the organism in Eukaryota, Viridiplantae, Streptophyta, Magnoliopsida, Asparagales, Orchidaceae. The record is from RefSeq and is a predicted model, not a curated record.